Messenger RNA from Tupaia belangeri chinensis (Chinese tree shrew), 730 nucleotides. RefSeq names its product prohibitin. Lineage: Eukaryota; Metazoa; Chordata; Mammalia; Scandentia; Tupaiidae. Gene Ontology annotation, cellular component: membrane; mitochondrion. Gene Ontology annotation, biological process: mitochondrion organization. The record is from RefSeq and is a predicted model, not a curated record.
CUGGGCGUUUGUGCAGUCCUCCUGUGCCCUCCCAUGCUCACUCUGGGCGAGUGGGGUGCAUGAGUGCGUUCGCCCCGUGGGGGAGGGGCGACGGACUGAGCCCAGGACGGGCCAGGAUUUCCCCAGAGUGAGGUGUGAGUGGGUCCAACAGAAGGAAGUAUGGCUGCCAAAGUGUUUGAGUCCAUCGGCAAGUUCGGCCUGGCCUUAGCUGUUGCGGGGGGCGUGGUGAACUCUGCCUUAUAUAAUGUGGAUGCUGGGCACAGAGCUGUCAUCUUUGACCGAUUCCGUGGAGUCCAGGACAUUGUGGUCGGGGAAGGGACUCAUUUUCUCAUCCCCUGGGUACAGAAGCCAAUUAUCUUUGACUGCCGCUCUCGGCCUCGUAAUGUGCCGGUCAUCACUGGCAGCAAAGAUUUACAGAAUGUCAACAUCACGCUGCGCAUCCUUUUCCGGCCCGUGGCCAGCCAGCUUCCGCGCAUCUUCACCAGCAUUGGCGAGGACUAUGAUGAGCGUGUGCUGCCGUCCAUCACUACCGAGAUCCUCAAGUCCGUGGUGGCUCGUUUCGAUGCUGGAGAACUAAUCACCCAGAGGGAGCUGGUCUCCAGACAGGUGAGCGAUGACCUUACGGAACGAGCAGCAACCUUUGGACUCAUCCUGGAUGACGUGUCCUUGACGCAUCUGACCUUCGGAAAGGAGUUCACAGAAGCAGUGGAAGCCAAACAGGUGGCUCAGC